This is a messenger RNA of Patiria miniata (bat star), 3111 nucleotides long. RefSeq names its product uronyl 2-sulfotransferase-like. The record is from RefSeq and is a predicted model, not a curated record. The coding region runs from base 410 to 1753 and encodes 447 amino acids. Gene Ontology annotation, molecular function: sulfotransferase activity. Lineage: Eukaryota; Metazoa; Echinodermata; Asteroidea; Valvatida; Asterinidae. Gene Ontology annotation, cellular component: membrane. The transcript is spliced from 2 exons.
AUGCUGAAGUGAAAAGCCGCCGCGUUACACAAUACUGUGCCUGCCGAGCAAAUCCGCUGUUUAGUUUAUGCAGUUGUAUUCAGUUCAGCGCUAAAGGUGUCAUCAACACUCACAAGCCGGAGGACGGAUAGGGAGAACUCCGUGUUUUUCUUCCGUUAUGUGGACGGUUGAAGAACCAAACCGUCUUACUUUUAUAAGUUGACUUACGCCUGUAGAAACUUAAAAAGUAACGUAGGACUACAUACACAGAGAAAGUGUUGUUGAAGAGAGAACAGUUUUCUUGACUUGGACCAAACUAUAAGCCAUGGACGACCAUUGUGCAUCUCUGAUGUUCACUUGAGAGUGUAUAGUUUCCAGUGGGAUGACGAUAGUUAUUUGAGUUUCUGCAACGGAAAACAAGUUUGGCGCAAUGAGGUGCAUUACAAGGCUCGCACUGGUCGGUUCGGCGUUGGUUGCAGCCUUGCUCAUCCAUGCCUUCAUGAACGUGAGCCUCAGUGAUGGAGAACGGCAUAAAGCAUUAGAGAGGCAAGUACAUCGCAUGGGAGACGAAUCUACGCCGAAGCACAGUGAGGAUAAUCGUGUUAAGACGGUCGCCAACGUAGAGACACAAGCUGAAGGCGUCAAGCUGACAAAUGUCUCGCAUCCCCUCAACAUCUUCAAAGAAGAAGGACAUCCCAAGAUACCCCGUCAUCAACGGAAUACAGACGAUGGACUGGAGCACAAGACAGGAAACAAUGACAAGAUACCCCACCGGCUGAAUACAGAUGACAAGCUGGUGCGGGAGGCUACGAAGAAUGAUGAUAACCCGCCAGCACUCGCCGACCAAUCAGCGAGCGGAGAAAACAUAGCUGACGAACUCCACGUGUUGUACCAGGAGUUGCGCAGUGACCCCGCGACCGUAUCCAAGGAAGUGAUGUUGGCCCAGAAGUUCACCUUCAUUAGAAUAGCAAUGUGCGGGAGCCAGUCACUCAUCAACCCCAUGGCAACGGUUGCCAAGAAAAAUGUCCCUUCUCUAACUUUGACUAUGGUACCUGAAAGCAUCACCAAACGAAGGGGUGAAGGAUACGCGUUCAACGAGAAGCUCAUUUUUGAAUAUUUGUAUCGAUAUCCCAUCCCUUACCUAAGCAUCGGUGGUCACCGCUUCAUCAACUUCCGAAGGUACGGCGACUUUCAGCCAAUCUCCUUAACCGUCUUCGCUGACCCUGUGGAGAGGUUCACCAAGCUGUUUUACCUCAUCCGGAAGGUGUACAUGAGGCAAAAACGAUGGGGAAUGAAAGCUAAGAGUAACAUCCAGCUCAGACCAGAAGCAAGGAACACCACUCUUGCGAGAUGCGCCAUGCUACUUGAUAAGAACAGGCUGGACUCCAGGCUUAGCCAGAUAAUCCAGAGGAAAUACUGUGGCUUCGAACUAUCGUCCCUCGCACGCGUAAUGUGUGGGGAGGAUAAGCGAUGCAGCCAGCAUGAUGCAACCAACUACACCCUGCAAGAGGCACUCAAGAACUUGGAGGACUUCCUCGUGGUUGGCUUCGCUGACGAUAUGGAGACGACUGUUAGAGUCAUGGAGAGACUUCUGCCGUUCUACUUGACUGGUUACCAACAGGAAUUUCUGGACCAAAUUGAGAAGGAAACGAAGAGGAUACAUUCCUUGGAGGUGACUAACAUGCUACGGCGGGUGUUGGAGACUGACUAUGUGUUGUAUGAUGCAGCGAAGGACCGCUUUGAAAAACUGAAGCAGGAACUGAAAAUUGGAUGAGUGGCGGACGGUAAAAAUCUGCACAGGUGAUGAAUUUGUGUCUGAUUGGCUUUCCGUUUAUUUGAUAUUCGCCUGUUUGGCAUUCGACUUGACAUUCGCCUAAUGAGGUUUGAUGAGCAGGCGUAGUUCGAAAUUUGGAUGGACUCUCUGUCUUUGGUUUGUAUUGCGCAUGCCUUGAUGAGUAUAAUUAGGACACUGCCAGGUCACACGUGAGGGUUAGAUUCAUCAGUGUGUCCAUGGUACGGGUGCAUUAACGACAGCGUUCGAUUAGUGUCAACCACCACUGCCCCAGCUCGCGAGCGGGUCUUGUGGCUGUCCGGGUACCGUAACCGGACGAUUUCGUGGCAAGCUAGAUUAAAAAUGGUGGGAAACUCAAUACGAAGUGAGUACAAUGGAGAUAUUUAUGACACAAAUAUUCCCCAAUUAUUAAGUGUUCAAUUGGAUGGACAUAUUUUUUUUUAUAUCUUCCGAUUCCAGCAACUAUUGAUCUGCUAACAGUGAUAAAACUUUGUUUUUACCAGUGAGGCAUACCAGGUGUGUUUGCAUUUUAAAGUCCCCCGCGCAACAACCAUUGACCUUAACUUUUCAGAAUGCCAGGCGAAUACACCCCAGCGUUCGAUUAGCCUCAUUUCGUGGUCCCGGAGUGUAAACCCCGGGUAUACACCGGGAAGCUACUCCAACACAUCCAAUGUAAUUAAAGAGACAAGAUUUAAUACAUUCCAAAGUGUAUAUAACACAGGAAAAGGCCGCCAUGGUACGUUUGAAAUCAGUCAUGCUGGCACGCGAUUUUCUUUUUUUACCGUUUUUCUUCGGAAGUUGUUGGAUUUACAGAUUUAUUGAUCGCAUUAUUGAUCGAUUUCCGAUUGACUGAUCAAUAUUUGACGCAAGGAUCGACCAUUCACUAAUUCAAUGGACUGAAUGAUUGAACACAUUGAUUUACUGACUGCGAUACAGCUUUAUUGAGCGGUUAACUUCCUUCCAAUAUUGGAUUUCGCUAUUGGAUUAUUUUUUUUCAGUUUGAGUAUGCCCACAUACGACUCGGUGUGGACUUUCAGAUUCUUUGCAUAUAAAUUGCCGUGUGAAAGAGAAAGUAUCCUUAUAAAUGGUGUCAAUCAUUUUAUUCUAUGCGGAUUUAUAGACCUUAUGCGUAGCAGCCAUCAUAGAGGAUACUGCCUUGUAUUGCUGGUACACGUAUACAAUGUAUUGUAUACAAGGCAAUGUAUAUACAAUGCAGGUACAUACCAGCAUUGUUAUUAUGUACAUUGUAUACAAUUGCUGGUACAAUGUACCAGCAAUGUAUAUACAAUGUAAUGUAUACUGCCUUGUAUACAAUGUAUUGUAUACAAUGUAUACACAUG